AUGAAGUUCUCCGCCGCCGUUAUUCUGGCUGCCGCCAUUGGCGCCUCUGCUCACCCCAGCCACGGUCACCGCAACGCUCACCGUUCCGUCGGCGGCCGCUUCGUCAAGAACCUGAAGCCUGUUGCUCCCGCUCCUCCUCCUGCCACCACUGAGGCUCCUGCCCCUCCUCCCGCCACCACCACUGUCGUCGCCCCGGCCGCCCCCUCUGUCGCCAGCGCCGCGCCCAGCCCUUCGUCCACCGCCGGCUCCGGCUCUGGCUACAAGCCCUUCUGCGGCGGCGUCGGGAAGCGCGCCACUGAGGCCCAGAUUUUCUAUGCCGGCAACACUGGCACCGGAGCCACCCCCGGCUGCAACAUCAUGGAGAUUCCCGCCAGCGCCGUCUCCCUCUACGACUACACCGUUACCUUUAACAACGCUGGCGGCAACGACCAGGAUUGUGUAUGCUGGAACAAGAUUGGACCUGACGGCGGUGUUAACGGUUUCUUCAAGGGCAACCAGGCCAUGGAGUUUAAGCUCCCCAAGGGUGGUUCCGCCUAUGUUGCCGUCGACAAGAACUCUCAGAUUGGCUGCUCCUGCGGCCAUGGCGGUGUUCCCACGACUUCAUUUGGUCAGUUUGCCGGUACCUGGCUCGAAGCUGACUUUGAGAAUGAGUCCAACCAGGGGUGGUCCGGCUUCGACGCCUCCUGCCUGGUCCCCGCCCGGUUCAACAUGGACAUUCCCCCCCUGCAAGUUUGCGGCGCCGGCACCUGCUCUACCAUCAACCAAGGUGGCUCUGGCACCAACGCUUACCUGGCCGGCAUGGAGGCUGAGGAUGGUAUUGGCGGCAACGUCAAGAAAGGUCCCCUGGCCCUCACUGUCAAGGUCAAUGGCGCCUAA
Molecule: messenger RNA, 876 nt
Organism: Cordyceps fumosorosea ARSEF 2679
Lineage: Eukaryota; Fungi; Ascomycota; Sordariomycetes; Hypocreales; Cordycipitaceae
Product: allergen Asp F4-like protein
Exons: 1
Coding region: 1-876 (291 amino acids)
Cellular component (GO): extracellular region
Molecular function (GO): IgE binding
Source: RefSeq, a predicted model, not a curated record